Molecule: messenger RNA, 765 nt
Organism: Parastagonospora nodorum SN15
Lineage: Eukaryota; Fungi; Ascomycota; Dothideomycetes; Pleosporales; Phaeosphaeriaceae
Exons: 1
Coding region: 1-765 (254 amino acids)
Source: RefSeq, a predicted model, not a curated record
AUGGUUCAGAAGCUGAAUUUUGAUAAGAAGAAGCUGAGAGCGCUUUACGCAUCUUAUGGCGAGAAUGAUCUCUUCAACUCUGGCAGGUUCAAAGCGCUAACUCGCAAUCUGACCACCGGGGCACUUUUGUCACAAACCCAUCACUGCGAACGAUGCGAGGCAAAGAUGAAGACAGCUUGCUAUGAGAAUCUACACUACGGCUUCUGCUCUGAAUGGGCAACACGGAACGGCAAGCGUGAACGCUGUGGCGAGCGCUUCGCGUUCCGCAGUCAAGGAUGCGGGAAGCACCCUAGACAAAAAGGAUACAACGCAGCCUUCUACAAAGCAGCGGAGGGUGAGGACGUGAAGCUUUGCGAUUUUGAUGAUCUGAACGACCUCGAACUGGAUGAAGAGUCUAUAUGUAAAAUCGACAUGAAGGCCGAGAUGGAGAUCGCCGACAAACUGUUGGAAAAACAUCUAGAAGAGCAUGGCUAUGUAUCUGCGAGCUUUCACAGCAAGCAUUUUGCUCGAAAAGCCGCUAAGCACAAAACAUGCAACGUGUCUUCGCCUAGUCUUUCACUAUCUGCACCUGAAGAAAGCACCGGUAUUGCAAAGGGCAAAAGUAAAGGAAUGUCGAAGACCUUCAAGCCGAAGAAGGACCAAAAGGUAGGAGUAGCUUUUGCAGAGAGUUUUGAUUGCAGCAAAGACGGGGGCGUAGCGCCAACUACCAAUUCAACAUUUCGUGUUCGCGCUUUUCAGUCGAAACGCGCGAUGAAAAAAGGCUGA